AUGGUACGACUUAGCUGCUUGUUAGCCGUCGUCUUGCUCGGCGCUAUUUUGCUAGCCAUACCAGCAGUUGCAUAUCCAAGGAUGCCCGCCAACUACUAUCUUGAUGACGGUCCUUAUGAGCCCGAAGAGAUCAUGGAGAUGCUGAACCGCCUCGACAGUUACCUUCAGCAAGAGGGCAAAAUCGCUAACUACAAAGACAUUACUAGUGAGAAACGCGCUCUCGACUUCGGCCUGAACCGCGGGUACUCCGGCGCACUCCACGCAAAGCAUAUGAUGGGUCUCGCCGCUGCCAACUACGCAGGAGGCCCUGGCAGAAGGCGACGCGACGCACAUUAA
Messenger RNA from Leptosia nina, 336 nucleotides. The record is from the annotation of a GenBank genome assembly. NCBI's taxonomy places the organism in Eukaryota, Metazoa, Arthropoda, Insecta, Lepidoptera, Pieridae.